Messenger RNA from Chroicocephalus ridibundus (black-headed gull), 2358 nucleotides. It is a transcript of the gene PPP1R42, whose product is annotated as protein phosphatase 1 regulatory subunit 42. The record is from RefSeq and is a predicted model, not a curated record. Bases 174 to 1106 code for a protein of 310 amino acids. Gene Ontology annotation, molecular function: protein binding. The transcript is spliced from 9 exons. Lineage: Eukaryota; Metazoa; Chordata; Aves; Charadriiformes; Laridae.
UUUUAGCUUUCCUUCUUCCCCCCAUUUUUUUUUUUUUUAAAAAAGCAAAAAACCCACAUGGGGAGACAAGGGGGAACUCCUGAGCUUCAGCCUUGCUCAGCAUUUUAUAAAACUGCUUACAAGAGCACGUGCAACACGCUAUUAAAAGCAGCAGUUUGGCCUAUUACAGAAUUAUGGUUCGACUAACAGUGGACCUAGUUGCUAAAAGCAUCAGUCGGAAGAAUCGCAAUGAAGAGGAAUUUGGACAGUAUCUGCGAAAAAUAACUCAUCUAAAUUUAUCAGAUAAAAAUAUAGAUGCAAUUGGUGACGUCUCUUUGUGUAAAAAUCUUAGAGUUCUGUAUUUAUAUGAUAACCAAAUCAGUCAAAUCCAGAACUUGGACUUUGCUUCAAAUAUAACACACCUUUACCUUCAGAACAAUUGUAUUACGUGUAUAGAAAAUCUCUCAUCGCUGAAAAACCUUGAAAAACUGUAUUUGGGGGGCAACUGCAUCACUGUAGUAGAGGGUUUGAAUAAACUAGAAGAAAUAAGGGAGCUACAUAUUGAAAGUCAACAACUCCCUCUUGGCGAAAAGCUUCUGUUUGAUCCAAGAUCCCUUCGGUCCCUGGCAAAAUCUUUGUCUGUGUUGAACAUCAGCAAUAACAACAUUGAUGAAUUAGAAGAACUGGCAGUUUUGGAAAAUCUUUCUUAUCUUAGAGCAGUUGACAAUCAACUUCAACAUAUGAAGGAUUUGGAGGUUGUAUUAAACAAAUGGACAAAGCUACGGAGACUGGAUCUUGCAGGAAACCCCAUCUGCCAUAAACCAAAGUACAGGGACAGGAUUGUAGUACAGUCAUGGACUCUAGAAUCCCUUGAUGGGAAAGAAAUUAAAGAAAUGGAAAGACGGUUCCUAGUGAAUUGGAAAGCCUCCAAAGCUGCCAGGAAAAAAAACAAAGAAAGAAUGACAAAUGAACAUACAGUCUAUCUACAUUUUUCUGACUUUGAAGCACCUUAUUCUAUUCCCUUUCACUACAGUCCAUCUGUGAAAGAAGAAACAAAUUUUUUAGCUUUGUCUGAGAUGCACAAAGUUGAAAGAAAACCUUUGCCAAGAAUCUUGGAUAAAAAAUAAGUCAGAUGAAAAUCCAGGUUGAGGAGGAAGCUGAAGUAAUGGCAGAAGUAACUUGAAUUCUAAAGGCCAGAAGUUACAGGAUGUGAAGAUUUGGCCAUUACGGGAUUAUUUUUUUUUUUCUCAAAUCUUACCAAGAAAGAUAUUGGCAUCUCUUUGGAUAUGUUGUCCGCGUCUUUGUAAUCUCAAAACCAGGCAGAAUGGAGUAUGUUGAAUUUAACGCUGCCCUUGAAGAGCAUUCAGAAAAGUAAGGUGACUGCCUAUUUAUUUAGAAGCAAUGCUUUGUAUUAAAAGCACGUAAAAACACCAGCUAAGCUGGUUGCCUACUUCUUAAGCUUCCUGAAGGAGUUGUUUUUAACCCGAGUCUUCCACAAUUUGUGACCUGAGUACCCGAGUUGCUGCUUCUUCCCAUAUGUCAUACUCUUAGCAAUUAAGCAGGGGCACGCCUAUAGUCUCUUACUUCAAGAAAAAAGGAGCUAUUAGCACAUGAUUUUUGAGAUCUGUAGUGCUAAAAAAUAAUUUCUGUUAUUUGCAUUUUUGGAUGUGGAAUAGUUAGGAAAGAAGGCACAAGAAGAUUAAUGAUAUCUGUGCUUAUUAAUUUUUUAAUUGGGACACUACACAUUGAUCUUACUUCAAAUUCUGCUUUAAGUAGCUGGGACUUGAGUUUGGCUGCUUUGCACUUGUUUGAGUAAUUAAAUGAAUGCUCAAGACUUCUGAUAUAGGAAAAUUCCAAACGUACAGAUAAGGAAAGGAAAGCCCAGAUUGUAAAUUGCCCCUGGAAUAAAACCUUUCCUAAUGGCGUUUCUCUGUAUGAACGUCAGCUUGGCAUCUUAUGCUUGAGACCCUCUCUGAGAUAAGAAAGGAAUUUUUCCUGAAUAAGGAAAUUGGGAUCUGUCUUUUUGCCUUCACUGGUUUGUGUAUUUUGUUACCGUUUAUAUUUUAUUGCCCUUUGCUAAAGACAAUUCAAAUAAAUGUAACUCCUGCAGGCAUUCCCCCCUUGAAUAACAAGACCUUUAUCUUCAUUAGAAAAGAAACAGAUUUCCAAAACUAAGGUAGUAAAUGAGUGUUACUAUAGUCUUGAGGUGCCACUUGCUUCUAUUAAAGCUAGUGAGUGAAUUGCCAUCAGAAUAAAAAAAUACAAAACAACAAAUAAAGCUCUGAUGUGUAGCUGUAGUUAUUAGUCCGUUACCAAAAUUAGUGUUAACUGGGCUUGAUACUUAUUGUUUUAGCGCUCGUCAUCGAUGAUAUUCAGGUG